AUGUCUUUAUCGGCAAACGAGCCUCUAACAGACCUCCCAUCCGGCCGGAUAGAAGUGGGAACUUCAAGACAAACCAAAGCCGAUUUACGCCUGGCGGCCAAGCAUCAGUUAGAAGAAUCUGAGAAAGCAAAUGCGAUAAGGACAAGAAAUGAGGAGGCCAAGAUACAUCAACAAAGUGACGAUGAAAGCGAUAUCACUUAUCCCGAAGGUGGUUGCAUUGCUUGGGCAGUUGUAGCGGGAAGCUGGUUGGCAUUGUUCGGCUCAAUGUCCUUUAUGAACAGCGUCGGCACAUUCCAGGCAUAUCUGACGCAUAACCAACUCAAAGGUCUAAGCUCUACGGCCAUUGGAUGGAUCUUUGGUGUUUACACUGGCCUGACAUUCCUACUCGGAGUCCAAGUAGGGCCGAUAUUCGAUGCGACAGGCCCGCGCCAACUCAUUGGAGUUGGGGGCUUUACCACAGUGCUCUACCUGGUUCUAUUGGGCCAAUGUAGUGAAUACUGGCAUUUUAUGCUGGUUUUUGGUGUUUUGGGAGGCUUCAGUCUCUCCCUCGUCUUUAGCCCGGCCAUGUCGAUUGUCGCCCACUACUUUCACAAACGACGUGGUCUCGCCACUGGAAUUGCUUCAUCUGGGGGCGCUGCCGGAGGGAUCGUUUUCCCCCUGAUGCUGCAAAAACUCUUCUCGACCAUUGGAUUUGUUUGGGCCGUGCGGGUGGCCGCCCUUGUCUGCGCCAUCACGUUUACCUCCGCCGUUCUCCUCAUCCGUCCUCGAUUCCCCCAAAAGCCGUUGAUGUUGUCUUCUGUUCGUCCGAAAUUUUCUGUCUUCCGUCAUGGCGCGCUGACAUUUACCAGUCUGAGUGUGUUUUUUCUAGAAUGGGGACUCUUUAUUCCCUUUUCGUACCUCACCUCCUACGCUCUGGACCAUCAACAAUCUUCAAAUUUCUCAUACAUGCUGAUGGCUCUCAUAAAUGCGGGUGGCAUAUUUGGCCGUUGGAUCCCGGGGUUUUUCGCAGACAGGUUUGGGAGAUUCAACAUCUUGAUUCUUGCCAUCCUUGGGUGCGGCGUAUGUAACGCCUGUUUCUGGCUGCCAGCAGAGUCAAGCCAGUCUUUGAUGAUUAUAUUCGCCCUGGCGUUCGGUUUUUUCAGUGGUAGCACUGUAAGUCUGGCACCUGUGUGCGUGGGGCAGUUAUGCAAAAUCGAAGCCUAUGGACGUUACUAUGCGACGGCCUAUGUCGUGGUUAGUGCGAGCACCUUCACCGCUACCCCAAUAGGAGGCGAGCUUCUCCAAAGAGCUAGUGUGGCUAAAAGGAUUGCCUGCGGGAAGAGAAGCAUAUGGACUAUUUUCUGA
Clonostachys rhizophaga is the source of this 1344-nucleotide messenger RNA. NCBI's taxonomy places the organism in Eukaryota, Fungi, Ascomycota, Sordariomycetes, Hypocreales, Bionectriaceae. The record is from the annotation of a GenBank genome assembly.